AGCUUAAUAUCGAGUCGUUUGCUUUUGAGUAUUGUGUAAAACUAUAUUGACCCUCUGGAACUAGACGGUGAUUUACUGCUCCCUGCUGGCAGAACCGCGGUACUGCUUAGUUCUCGUGCAUACAAACACCGGAAGUCUAACAUUAUUAGCAUGUCGGAUGCUGUAAUAGAACAAAUAUCACACGAAAUACAUUCUAAAAACAAUUAGUAGUUUAAUCUUGAGUUAUUUUCCGUCGGUUAAUGUGUAAGAAUCCAUUUUAACUCUUUGGAAAUAGUAUUAGGUAUGCUGCUCCCUGCUGGUGGUAGUGAGGUAGUGCUCACGAACAAUGCACCUCUGUUGCUAGGUUAUGCGAAAACAUCCCACCUGCGAACCAGUGGAACUGUUCUAGAUGCGUACAUUUAAGAACAUUUUAAUUUAAGAUUUGAGACAUGUAUAAUUUAGCUCAACAACACGGACUUUUAUUGUGAAGAGCACUUUAUUCCGUCGUUACAUCCUCCGCAUGACGACCGGAUCGAUACAUUUCAGCUUGGUAUGCUAAACCUGAGCUAACAUGGGGUCCUUUUUACAAUAGCAGGAACAAUGCCGAACCACCACUGUCACUUUGCCGAGAGCUGAGCCGGUGACAAGGCCGAUGAUGGUGCACCAGUGACGGGCAGGGGGAAGGGCGAGGUCCAGCCUGCUGGGAGGAUGCAGCAUCCUGCUAGCCAAGACUGAUGACUGGCUGUUAGCAUACGUUCAUCUGCAGGGGGAGGCAAGAUGGCGGCUAAGGUGAAGUGGGUGACAGACAUUGAGAAGUCGGUGCUCAUCAACAACUUCGAGAAGCGGGACUGGGUUCAAGUGGCAGAAAAUGAAGACUGGAAUUUUUACUGGAUGAGCAUCCAAACCAUCCGCAACGUCUUCAGCGUGGACACGGGGUACCGCUUAACCGACGAGCAGAUGGUUAACCACUUCCCCAACCACUACGAGUUGACCAGGAAGGACCUGAUGAUCAAGAACAUCAAGCGGUACCGUAAGGAGCUGGAAAAGGAAGGGAGUCCGCUCGCCGAGAAAGACGACAACGGGAAAUACGUCCAUUUAGAUUUUGUCCCGGUGACGUUCAUGCUCCCUGCGGACUACAAUCUAUUUGUGGAGGAGUUCCGUAAGAACCCAUCCAGCACCUGGAUCAUGAAGCCCUGCGGGAAGGCGCAGGGGAAGGGCAUCUUCCUCAUCAACAAGCUAUCCCAAAUCAAAAAAUGGUCUCGGGACAGCCGCACAUCCUCGUUUAUGGCGGCCUCUAGUGGUAAGGAAGCUUACGUCAUCUCCCUUUACAUCGACAACCCUCUCCUCAUUGGCGGCAAGAAGUUCGACCUGCGUCUCUACGUUCUCGUCACCACAUACCGGCCGCUCAAAUGCUACAUGUACAAGCUAGGCUUCUGCAGGUUCUGCACGGUGAAGUACACGCCGAGUACCAGCGAACUGGACAACAUGUUCGUGCAUCUCACGAACGUCGCCAUCCAAAAACACGGCGACGACUACAACCACGUCCACGGCGGCAAGUGGACCGUCAGUAACCUGCGUCUUUACUUGGAGAGCACCAGAGGAAAGGAGGUGACCGGUCGGCUCUUUGACCAGAUCCACUGGAUUGUGGUGCAGUCCUUGAAGGCCGUGGCUCCUGUGAUGAACAAUGACAAACAUUGCUUCGAAUGUUACGGUUAUGACAUCAUUAUCGACGACAAGCUGAAGCCAUGGCUCAUCGAGGUCAACGCGUCCCCAUCUUUGACCUCCAGCACCGCCAACGACCGCAUCCUUAAGUACAACCUCAUCAACGACACGCUCAACAUCGUUACGCCCAACGGGGAGAUGCCGGACUACCGCUGGAAUCGCAGCCCGCCGCAGGACGCCCUGGGAAACUAUCAAGUUCUGUACGACGAGGAGCAGGCCCAGAGCGAGAGCGCCGACCUGCGGAGCCGCUCUGGCCAGUCGCUGAGCUCCAAGGGCCCCAAGGGCAGCACAGGCAUCCGCCCCUCUGCAGCCACCUGGAAGUGAGGCAAGACCCACAGAUACCGCCCGGGGGGAUAACAUUUUAGUCCAGACUGUUUCCUUUUCUAUUAUAAUGCCUGUUGGAUUGUGCCUCAAUGGAUGGACGUUACCUUUCUACAUUCAAAACGCCACCUUUGAGGUUUCCAUUUUUGCAUUUUCUUUUUUUGUAAGUCUAUAAAAUAACAGCAAAAAAAAAAAAAGAUAAAAAAAAACAUUGGGACAAAAAGUCACCAUAUGACAUCAAUGGAUAUCUCACUUUUUUUGUAAGUUGGAUCAACUUGGGAGUGGAUGUCCUUCAAAUAAUAUUAAAAUAAGUACAAAUAUUUAAUGAAAUAAUUCCUGUUGUGCCACUGGCAAUGUAUCUGUUUUUAAAGGAAAAAUGCACUUUUUUUUAUUUUGCCCCUCAGCCGUGAUUCUCAUGUGAGACAUGAACACAUCGUUCUCUUUUCUGUGCCUUCUAAAGAUAUAAAAACAGCUAAAAAGAGACAACAACAAUGCACAUAUUAGAAUGCACAUAUUCCACUAAGAAGAAGCACCAAUAACGCUCCAUGUGACCUGUUAUUAUUAUUGUUAUUAACAUUGUUACACCCAAUAACUACUUUACUGGUGUAGUGACACCUUGCCACAUCACAGCUAGCUACUAGCUGGCUAAAAAAAAACAAAAAAAAAGCUAUCCGGCUAAUAGUGACAAUCGCUACCGCUACACUACAUAUUGAGGCUGCCACUAACUGCUGCUGUGUUUUUGAUGCUAGGUGUAGCAUUCCUCUCUAUGUUGCUAGUGGAUGUGUUUAAUAUUUAUAUUAAUUAUGUGCAGGGUUGUGGAUGACAAGAGUGCAGCAAUUUUGCUUAUGGCCUUUCAAAGUGUGUAAACAAUAGCUUGUUUAUUCAAAGCAUAAUGAUGGGU
Molecule: messenger RNA, 2923 nt
Organism: Doryrhamphus excisus (bluestripe pipefish)
Lineage: Eukaryota; Metazoa; Chordata; Actinopteri; Syngnathiformes; Syngnathidae
Gene: ttll1
Product: tubulin tyrosine ligase-like family, member 1
Biological process (GO): protein polyglutamylation; microtubule cytoskeleton organization
Cellular component (GO): ciliary basal body
Molecular function (GO): tubulin binding; tubulin-glutamic acid ligase activity
Source: RefSeq, a predicted model, not a curated record